Messenger RNA from Thyridium curvatum, 1803 nucleotides. RefSeq lists its product as uncharacterized. Lineage: Eukaryota; Fungi; Ascomycota; Sordariomycetes; Thyridiales; Thyridiaceae. The transcript has 2 exons. Gene Ontology annotation, molecular function: RNA binding; aspartate-tRNA ligase activity; ATP binding. Gene Ontology annotation, biological process: aspartyl-tRNA aminoacylation. The record is from RefSeq and is a predicted model, not a curated record. The coding region runs from base 1 to 1803 and encodes 600 amino acids. Gene Ontology annotation, cellular component: aminoacyl-tRNA synthetase multienzyme complex; cytosol; cytoplasm.
AUGGACCCCAAAGCCCCCGAAGCAGGCGCGGCCGACGCCGGACCGUCCAAGAGCGCCCUCAAGAAGGCCGAGGCCAAGGCCAAGAAGGAGGCCCUCAAGGCCCAGCGCGCCGCCGAGCGCGCCGCCACCCAGGUCGCCGCCAUCCAGCUCGACGACCCGUCCAAGGACUUCUACGGCCGCGUCACCCCCACGUCUCCGGCUGCUUUCUCCCCCGACGCCAGGGAGGCCCACCUGCGCGACCUGGGCGCGGAGCACGAGGGCAAGAGCGUCAUCAUCCGGGGGUGGCUGCAGAACUCGCGCAUCCAGAGCGCCAAGAUGGCCUUCAUCGAGCUGCGCGAGGAGGGCAACUGGGCCGUCCAGGGCGUGGUCCUGGCCUCGGCGCCCGACGCCCCCGAGGGCACGCACCCGGUCAGCCGGCCCAUGGUCAAGUACAUCGGCAGCACAAACGCCGAGAGCUUCGUCGCCGUCGAGGCCGUCGUCAAGAAGCCGUACGAGCCCGUCAAGAGCUGCCGCGUCGCCGACUGGGAGCUGCACCUGACCCGCUUCUUCCUCGUCGCGCCGGCGCCGGCCAUGCUUGGCUUGACCAUGGCGGCGGCGAACAGGGCCGUGACCAACUUUAGCGACGAGGAGGUCAAGCCGGCGGCCGAGGGCGAGGAGGCUGCGAAGCCGGCCGAGGCCGCUGCCGAGAGCGGCCCCGCACCGGCCGCCAGCAUGCUUACCCACCUCGACAACAUUGCCAUGCACAAGCGCGCACCCGUUCAGCAGGCCAUUGCCGACAUCCGUAUGGAGGCCAAGCACCUCUUCCGCUCGUACCUCCGGGAGCGCGGCUUCAAAGAGUUCGAACCCCCCUGCCUCAUCGGCGCCUCCUCCGAGGGCGGUGCCAACGUCUUCCGCCUGCCAUACUUCAACCAGGAGGCUUUCCUUGCCCAAUCACCACAAUUCUAUAAGCAAUUCGAGAUUGCUGGCGGAAGGAAGCGCGUGUUCAGCAUUGGUCCCGUCUUCAGGGCCGAGAACAGCAACACACCUAGGCACAUGACGGAGUUCACCGGUCUUGAUCUGGAAAUGGAGAUCAAGGAAGACUACACAGAGGUCCGCGAUAUGCUCGAGGGUGUCCUGCUGCACAUGUUCCGUAGUCUUCAAGAGAACUGCAAGGAAGAAAUCGCGCUCGUCCGUUCGGUCUACCCCUCUGAGGAUAUCCUCCUGCCGGAGCCCGGCAAGGAGGUUCGCCUGACCUUCGCCGAGGGCCAGAAGCUACUCCGUGAGGAGGGGCCCGAAGAGUUCCGUAACGUGUCGGACGACGAGGACAUGUCUACCCCGCAGGAGAAGGCUCUCGGCGCCCUGGUCCGCAAGAAGUUCAACACCGACUUCUACGUGCUUGACAAGUUCCCCGAGACUGCCAGGCCUUUCUAUGCCAAGCUCGACCCUCUUCACGAGCCUAAGGAGGGCGGCGCGAAGCUCUGCCUAGCUUACGAUUUCUGCCUCCGAGGGCAAGAAAUUCUAUCCGUGCGUCCUCUCCCACCCUUUCGUUACAAGUUCGAGACAAACCAGCUAAUACUUGAGUCUUACCAGGGUGGCCAACGUAUCAACGAUCCAGAUGAGUUGGAGGAGCGCAUUCGGGCCAAGGGCAUCGACCCCAAGAGCCCCGGUAUCUGCGACUACGUCGAUGUGUUCCGCCAGGUGGGCGUGCCGCCUCACGGCGGUGGUGGUAUCGGACUGGACCGCGUGGUGGCCUGGUUGCUUGCUCUACCGAGUGUUCACCUUGCCUCUUACUACCCGAGAACUCCAAAGAGGUUGCUGCCGUAA